Messenger RNA from Hyposmocoma kahamanoa, 386 nucleotides. RefSeq names its product glycine-rich cell wall structural protein 1.8-like. Lineage: Eukaryota; Metazoa; Arthropoda; Insecta; Lepidoptera; Cosmopterigidae. The transcript has 2 exons. Bases 18 to 386 code for a protein of 122 amino acids. The record is from RefSeq and is a predicted model, not a curated record.
ACAGGAUCGACUGCAGCAUGGCAAAGCUGGCGAUAUCAGUGCUUCUGGCUUUGGUGGCUGUUUGCCUAGCAGCGCCAAGUGGCCAUGAACGCGGACCAGAAGGAGGAGGUUCCGGAUAUGAAGGAGAUGGCGGAUAUAAUAAUGGUGAUAAAGAUAAUCAAGGCGGCCAUGAGAGGAAGGGACCACAGCGCUUGAAAAGGCACUACCACCAUGGGUUAAAUGGAUACGGAGGCGGCGGAUAUGAUGGCGGGGGCUUAGGGGGCCCAGCGUACGGAGGUUUAAUUGCAAUGCCUUUGGGGAACUCCCAAUCUUACUCGAAGUCCUCGGCUAGUGCUAGCUCUAUGUCUGGCAGCGGUGGCGGUGGCGGUGGCGGGUACCAUGGUUAA